Molecule: messenger RNA, 1254 nt
Organism: Cyclocybe aegerita
Lineage: Eukaryota; Fungi; Basidiomycota; Agaricomycetes; Agaricales; Hemipholiotaceae
Source: the annotation of a GenBank genome assembly
AUGGGCUUGCUAUACAACAUAUUUGUCGCGCUCUUUUCGUCAAUAGGGGCCUUUUUAUUCGGCUAUGACAGUGGGAUUAUCGCUUCCGUCAUUACCAUGGAUCAUUAUAUCGCACAUUUUGGUAACGACGCUGACAUCAAAGGGGCAGUGGUCUCGACAUUCAAUGGUGGCUGCUUCCUUGGCGCUGCUGGUGCCGGAUGGAGUAACGACAGAUUUGGACGCAAAAGGACCAUUCAAAUUGGAUGUAUCAUCGCCCUUUGGGGUUGCGCCAUGCAGACGGGGGCAAAUAAUGUCGCAACCUUGCUUACUGGGCGUAUCAUUGCUGGUGUCGCCAUUGGAGUUCUGUCUAUGACGGUGCCUUUAUACAAUACUGAAGUGGCACCUCCGAAGAUUCGUGGAUUUCUAGUGGGUUUAACCCAGCAGAUGUUGGGAAUCGGUUUUAUCGUGGCCAACUGGGUCGGGUACGGCUCACAAUACAUCAAGUCGGAUGCUUCCUGGAGGCUACCUCUUGGCUUACAGAUGGCCCCUGCUGGACUGCUUUUGGUUGGCACUCAGUUCCUACCGUACAGUCCUCGGUGGCUUCUGGAAGUGGGAAGAGAUGAUGAAGCUCGCGCAGUCGUAUUACAGUUGCACAACAACGACCAGAUCUCUGCAGACAAGGAGUACACACAGAUGUACGAAACAAUUAAGGCAGAACUAUCCGUCAAGAGUAGCCGUCUAAGCGACCUAUGCGGCACUCGCGCAAUGAGAUGGCGUACAUUUGUUGCGAUGGGCGUGCAAAUUUUCUGCCAGUUCACGGGAAUUAAUGUGAUCAAUUACUAUGGUCCGGACAUGUACAAGAGCCUGGGUAUAAUAGGCGGAAAGGCUCUGCUGGUCCAAGGAAUAUACGGCGCUGUCGGCCCAAUUGCCAACUUAUUCUUCAUCAUUUUCAUUCUCGACAGAGUAGGACGAAAGAAGCCUCUUCUUUUUGGAGCUGGAAGUCUUGUAGUUACGUUCUCCAUCCUCGCCGCCAUCCUCGCCACAAACCCUGUCGGCUCUGCUGACUCCAGCAUCUCAGCCCAAAGGUCGGGAUCCGAGUUCAAGAUAGCGUCGAUACAUCAAUUUAACUUGAAAUCGAAGGGCUGGUAUCGCAAUGAUAUUCUUGACAAGUAUAUUCUUCUCCUUAAGCUUUGGCCCUGUCAGUUGGGUUCUGGCUUCCGAGGUUUUCCCUACAAGCACUCGCGCAAUCGGAACCAGUGUGGCAACUUGUUCUAA